This is a messenger RNA of Aedes aegypti (yellow fever mosquito), 3049 nucleotides long. RefSeq lists its product as uncharacterized. The record is from RefSeq and is a predicted model, not a curated record. The transcript has 3 exons. Lineage: Eukaryota; Metazoa; Arthropoda; Insecta; Diptera; Culicidae. Bases 786 to 2276 code for a protein of 496 amino acids.
AAGCGUUCGUCGUCAUCAUCAUUCGUGGACGGUUGAUAGUGCUCGUGUUUCCUCGUUUGCUUUACGUCUGCCUGUUGUGUAGUAAGCAGAAGGUACCGUACGUAUCAUCAGGCAAGGCGUUGUUGAAGAGCUCAGAACAGAGAAUCGGAAGCAUCUACUACGGAGCGAACUCAUAGGGUCCGCAUCAAACGGAAGGUGCAGAAGACAUUGGACUCGUGGCUGUGAAGCGAAGAAAGAACACGUUGCUUGAAUUAUUCUUUGUACAUCUACCCACUGCCUGGAAGAAGCAUGACCACUGAUCUGAUCAGGCAGUUAGUAAUCGUGAAGUGAAGCGUGUCCAGCCAGAGAGGUCAAGUUUUACGACGGAGAAAACACUGCGAAGAAACAAGAAGACCAAUAAUUCAGACAGUGCUGAGUGAAGAGGGGGAAGCCAGAAGAGGCAAACUGUUGGGUGCUGAUAAAAACUAUCAAAGUGAUAACGUGAAAGUGCGAUAAGCUGCGGAGAUUACGGAAAAGGCGUAGGGGUUGGAUGAUCGUGAUAAAAAUUCAAUAUGCACGUUGCCUGGCGGAUUAACAGUUUUCGAUGUGAAGAUUUUUGCUUCUAAGCGCGCAUUUUGUGUGAUAAGGUCGCCUCGAUUGGGAGCAUAGUAUUCGACGGCGUGAUCUCGUUGAGUAAGUGUCGGGUUAACAGAGGACUGUGAUGCAGACAGAUUUGUGAUAAUUGAACAAAAUCAUCAUCGUCGCCAACAUCCACUUGGGAGAAACUCGUCAAGAACGCUGAGUCGAUGGUGGCGGACAACCGUUCGAUGAAGGGUGACGGCAGUUUGAAGGCCGAUAUUAUGAAAUUUCACAACUACAGCAGUCCGCCAGAGAAAGUGAAGACACGAUCCGUCAGUUCAUCAUCGGAGCAAGAGUCCACACUUCUCCAGCAAGCCACGGAGCAGAAGCAGAAGCAAAUACCUUCCGGUCAGCAGCAGAUCAGCCUGAAGAAGAAAAUUACGCCUCAGCAACUGCUCGAGCUGCAGCAGCAGCGCGAACCACUGGCCAAGCGACUCCGCAUCGACGAGUCUGUCCCCGUCGAGGUGGAACAGCAACAGCCCCACGAGGAGGAGGAGGUGGAGGAGGAAGAACUCGACACAUCGGCCACGGAAUCGGAAACGGAAAUGGAUCAGAGCACGGAUAAUGAAAUGAUAAUCUCACACCCCUCGCAGCGGUUAGACGCCAAUGCGUUGAAGGCAAAGGCCACCACGACGGCAAUGGUCGUGACGACAGACGAUUCCGACUAUGGACCCAACGACAAACACGAACAGAAGAAAGUCAAGCGGAAAAUAGUCAGUAAACCCUGCAACAACAACACAUCGACAAAAGCGAAACUUCAGAUGGUGCAUGAGUUUCCCACAUUGUUCCUGGGACUGAGGCGCAAUCGAAUUUUCCUGGUGAACUCGCUGGCUCAAACGUUCGACCUCAAUCAGCGAGAUAUCAUCCUGACGUUGCGAAAAAUCAAACUAAACGAACACAAUGCUCGGUUAGCGAGCGUCUUUGGACUGACUGACAGUGAGGUGGACAUCCUGUUCCGUACGAGUGUGCCUAAAAUAGCCGACUGUUUGCGAAAUUUCAUUGUGUGGCCGGACGAUGUCACCAUGAAGCUCAACGUUCCCAUCUACCUGCGUCAACACUUCAACAAAAUCCACCUGAUCCUGAACUAUCUUGUGGUGAAGGUGAGGCAAAACGCCGUCAAAUUUCUCUCUCAGGCACAGUCGGAAACGUCCUAUUGCGAGGGGGACCAGUGUCACAAACUCAAAUAUCUAGUUGCCUCCACCCUGGAUGGUUGCGUGUGUUUUGUGUCGCGAGGUUUCGGCAUCCAAACGGACGACGAAGCCGUCCUGGCGCAGUCUGGCUUCCUCACCAAGUUCAAAACCAACACAAACCUCAUUGCCGGCAAAAAUUUCCACAACUUCGAAGAUCGCCUGACCAACGGGAACGAUCACGAUCACGAAAAUAACAACGGCGGAGGCGGCGGUGGCGAAUCCGACCUGGAACGGACAAUGACCACCAACGAAGAGGAUGACAACUUUGGCGAAAUCGUGUCGGAGAAAAUCAGCAAAAGCCGGACGUUCAAGCUGAAAAACUACAUCGAAAGUGUGCUGGAAAGCUUCCAGGGACACAUGAUCCUGUCGCCGAUGACGUGCGUAGAUGUGCGGUCGUUGGAACUGCUAGACGAUAUUGUGGUGAUCGUCGGGGCGCUCAUCAACCUGCAGAAGCAGGAAGUGGAAUAGAGAAUGUACGUGCAUCCGUGCGCGUAUUUGUUUGUGUGUUCAGAAGAUCCAUAUCGGCCGGAUUGUCUCUUUUUGGCGCGCUUGCCCAUGCUCUUUUUCUCCUGUACGAUUAGUGCUUUUACUUUGUUGACGAUUUCUGUUCUUUACGGGAAUUUUUUUCUAUUUCCGGUAUCCUUCGGAGUUGGAGUGGCAGAAGGGCCCCCGAUGAGGGAUACCCAAACCAUCAGUUAUGUGGUUCGAAUGCGCUAGGCCGUAUUGUAGAUAAUUUAUUAUAAUUAUUAUUAUUAUCAUUGAUGUAAGGUUAACGCGUAGUAAUAACAAAAAAAUAAAAGUUUACUAAUGAAGUCUAAGGACCGGCAACAGAUUUAUGGAAAGGACGAGUUGAAGCAACUGAAUCGCUAUACUACAGUUAAACUGCUUUCAUAGUUUGAGUAGGACUGGGAAGAGAACACACGGAAGUUGAUUGGACAGAGAGAGAGAGUAGGUUCUCUUAUGGGAUGCUUCAUGCUUUGAAAUUACUGAAAUUAUUUCCUGUUUUUCCUGACAUCUCAUUAUUACGUAAUGAAUGGUAGCCUUUGAAAUUAGUUUUUGUUUCGACUUGAUCAGACGUAACUUUUCUGACAUGACAGAUGAACGUAAUUUGCGCACGUAACUGUAAAAUAUUUACAUUUAAAUUUACCUUCACUGGUACUUUUCCAUGUUUUACAAAUGUACACAAUUUCUUGAUUAAGAUCUUCAAUAAAUACAAGUUUGCUUCCAUUACUUCAUGUUAA